AUGUUGGGCUCUACAACGCGGCCGCAACAGGGCUCGCGACUACCCAGAUAUUCUCUUCCUGCUUCCUGUAUCCCUUUCUUCCCAGCUUGCAGCAACACUACGAAUACCUUUUAUAGCACCAUGACGCAACGCGAAUGCUUAAGCGAUACCCACCGAUGGGCAAAGUGCCUUGCUUCCGACACAAAUCAGACGAGCCUGCGCGCUUGGUCACGGAUCCCCGCCACGUCGAAAACGGUCAAUAACUUUAGCGGCACGAUUAUGAAGCGGAUUGGCCUCCCGUCGCGUCGAAACCGCCGGCCGGCGCCGCCAAAGGCCAUCGAGCCGAAACCGACGUCCCAGCUCCAGCAGCCAGCGCGUCGAGUGCGCAGACGACUUGAAUCUUAUGAGCCAAGCACCGAAACAAUAUCUUUAAAGGCCGCGGCCAUGUCACGACUUGAAAUCGCCAGCUUGAAAAUGAAGGCCUUGUCCGACGUUUCACAAUGCAUUCAACUACGGCCGACAAAAUUAACCCUCCAACAUCUCCAGCAAAGCAGGUUAGGCCGAUAUGUUCAGGUUGUCCCGCUGAAGCGGAGGCAUGACGAGUCCGCCGCGGAUGGAAACCACUUGUCCACAUACGCACAGUGCCAGAGCGGUAGUGCCGAUCUGUUCUUGCGUAGAAAGUCUGCCGUAUUCGCUACACCCAAACGAAUCAACGCCAACGUCCACGGCCCCAGCUGCACAAAGUCUCCCAUGUCGAGCGAGAGACCAGUUCUCUCACCGGCUGGCAUCUCACCGGCUGGACAGCUGCCUAUGGCUGUCACGGUGCUUCAACAAUCCAUAUCACCAACCAAGAUUGAGACGAAGCAGUCGAGUCCCCUCAAGCUUAAGCCGCGUCGAAUCAGCGAAACGGUGGUAUCGUUAUCACCGGUGCUUGGACCCGUCAAGGCAGAGCCUUCGCCUAUUAAACCAGCUUCACCAGCAAACUCACCGCUCAACUCGGCGCAAAAGUGUGCCAACUCACCCAGCGCUAUUGGAAGCGGUCUCCGCGUCGUGGCAAACGCUCCUGUCGAUCUCAGCCAAUCCCCAGUUGCAGCAGCGACACCAUGCCCGAAGCCUGUCUCACAAACAUUGUCUAUGGAACAACCGUCACCUUCCAAAUCAUCACCCGCCACCCACCAGACGCCAUCCAAGCCUACCGCGAUCAAACCAUCAACUCCCAAAAUCUUCAACCUCGACCUUACAGCCGAUGCCCCGAGUCCUCUGGGCGCACUCUCUUUACUCUUUGCUAGCCCAACUGUCGCCUCACCAGCUCUUUCGCUCGGCACUCCCAAUAAGAACCCCGACUUCAAUUUCGGAAGCACAUCUCCCUCGUUCAAUUCAGUAUCAUGGCUUCAACACGCUGAAGCUUUCCCCGUCCGUGCUUUGAAGAAGGCCUCGCGAAGACUUAGUGAACCGCUGAUCCGAAACUGCUUCAAAUCAAGCAUGCGACGCCAGUCCAUGUCGCCACAAAAGCUCAUCUUCAACGCCGAAGUUACAUUUGACAAGGCUGCCUCGGAAGCUGUGUCGACCAAGCCUGCUAUUGACGCUAAGCCGACCAUUCCUACCUUUAAGCUGACAUCACCUGUGGUGGAAAAGGCCAACGUAGAGAGCCCGCUGAAGAAGACUGCCAAGUCAAGCAAGCGCAAGAGUGUUAGCUUUAGCGAAGACAAGGAAAACUUUGAAAGCGAGUGCCUGCCUACGAAUGAGGUGCUGAAUAUUGAUAUGCAUGAGAAUCCCGACAUCUUUGGAGCCAAGAGUACCCCCGUGUUGACCUCGCCAUCGACGAAGCCACUAUCGAGUAUUAGCGAGACUGCCGACGAGCCUGUAGUGGAAGUUCCUAAAGAGAAUACUCCAUCAAUUAAGGAUGCUGGUCUCGGAUUGGGACUUGUUGCUGCUUCGACGGAGGUCAGCGAGGUUAAGAUUUUCGACGAGGCUGAAGCCGAAGCUGAAGCAGAAGCGGAAGAGCCUGUGGUUGAAAAGAUGCCUACACCUCCUACCACGCGCAGCUCUUUUACUGCGGUAAAUAUUGUCGAAGACUCGGUUGCGAAGCUGUCAGAGCCGGUUCCUACGCCAGCCAAGGCUCAGGAAUAUGAUUACGACAGUCCAGGACGCGACUAUAUGCGCGAGUUUAUCAAGCGAUCGAAGCCUAAGCGAGCACUCUCAGCAACAGAAACGGGAUCUCCGAUGCCGGUUUCCACACGACGUCAGGCGUUGCAGGCCAAGAGCCCCAACACUGACAGCCCGGGUUCGAAUAAGCGAAAGAAUGGUGCCGAUGCAGAGGUUCAAGAGACGCCGCCAAAGAAGAACAAGCCUAACAAGGAGGGACCGUCUCCCAAAAAGGCCAAGACGCCCACUAAGAGCCCAGUCAAGAGCCCGUACCGAAGCCCUGCUAUGCGCGCAUUGGCAAACAACCCAGAGCCAGUCGAAGCUGGCGGCGAGGGAAAGUGGCUUUCCAUGCCAUCGGCAGCAGACGAUGCUGAUGUCGAUGAUGAUGACGAUAUUGAUGAGGAGGAUUUUGGCCUUGCCCCUCCAGAGAAUGACACACUUGUAUUAUCCCCUACCAGACGAUCUUCUCGCAUUCGCAACCAAGAACGACCCGUUCGCGCUGUACGACCCGCCCCUGUCAAGCUCGAGGCCGGUGACCAAGAUACCGACGUGCUUGGACGAACACCGGCACAAAUUACGCGGAUUACUCGCAAGAAUACCAAUGCCAACAUGAACAACGCGAUGCACGCUAAGCACGUUGUAGCACGGCUUGGUAGACAACGAGAUGCUGUUGACGAUGUCAAGCCUGUUCGAAAGACCAAGGUCGACGACCGCGUUGUCGGCUGGCUGUCACCUAUUGCCUCCUUUCAAGAGAUUUCGGCUCGUAAGACGAAGACGACCAAGAAGAUUGGGGAAGAUGAGGAUGAGGAAGACUGCGAGCCUGAGUCGCCUACAAAGCAGGUGAAGAAGGUUGUCGCGGCAGCGCCGAGAAAAGCCGGUACACCCAUUAAGCGACCCCCGACGCCGACGCCCGGACCGGUCAAGAAGGUGUCGGUGUCCAAAAUGCCCUCGGCCAAGGUUGCUUCGACAAAGGUCCCGACGUCCAAGGCCCCCUCUGCAUCUAAGGUCCCUGCGCCAGUAAAAGCUCCUGCUGCGUCGGUGGCCAAGGGUAUCCCGAGACCAGCCAAAGCGAGCGGCAUUGCGAAGCCGGUUGGUUCAGCAGCCGCAUCGCGGGUCAAGAAUGGAACACCGGCAAAGCCUCAGCGAGUCACGCGUGCCGGAUUGAGGAGAUAG
This is a messenger RNA of [Torrubiella] hemipterigena, 3297 nucleotides long. The record is from the annotation of a GenBank genome assembly. NCBI's taxonomy places the organism in Eukaryota, Fungi, Ascomycota, Sordariomycetes, Hypocreales, Clavicipitaceae.